AGGGAAUUAUGGGUAAUUAGGUCGAGGAAGCAAAACAGAAAAAUACGGAAAAGAAAGAGAUCGCAAACAAACAAGGAUAAAUAGUGUAUCUCAGCUGUGUCUUGCUGUUUUUGAUUCACUUAGAACCAUCGUUGUUUACUUGAUCAAUACCGCCAGAGUGACAUCUGAGAAGAUCGCCGCUAAUAGUGUUCACCAGUUCACGGCAAGUUCAGAGUUUAUUUUGACAUUGACAUUCGUUGGAAAAUACCAACAAAUGGAGUACGAAGAAUUCGGGAGAGAAGAUAUGCCGUUUGAAACUCAUCAUCAAAGAGAUCAAGAAAGAAGUAGAAGAAAAACGAACGUACCGUGCUCCUUAAAUCUUUUUAGUAACAUUUCGUUUAGCUAUAAAUCUUUGCCGAACUAUUCCUCUAAGACGAUUUUGUGUUGUUGAAAAAUCCUUCAACCGUGCAAUUUGUGUGAUAUUUUGUGAUUGUAAACAACCGGACUUGCUUCUAAAAUACUUAAGUCGGCACUUUCAACAUGAAGCUGUUAGAAAAUUCACUAUUUGAACAGAUCAACUCUAACCUGUCGAUACAACUGGAAACUUCAAAGAUUGAAGGAAGACUUGAGAGCUAUUCCUGUAAGAUGGCAGGGAACGACAAGCGUUUAUACAAUAAAAUGCUGACAGCUGAGGGUGGUGUCAGCCCCAUGGACCUACAAGCUUUGUCUCCACCGCAGAGCACCCUAUCCCACAGCCCCAGCAAACAGUAUAGCAGGAGUCAGGGAAGUGAUGGCGAGGGUUACUUGUGUGAUACAAUAUCCACCAAAACACUCUUCUACCUAAUCUCCACACUCAACGCCUCGUUCAAUCCAGACUAUGACUUCAGCGACGCAAAGAGUGGGGAAUUUAGCAAGGAGCCAAGCAUACAGUGGGUACUUGGUACAAUAAAUACACAGAUGCAUGCAGCAGCUGGAGAUCGGUUUGACCCACUCACCCAAAAGAUGUGGUCAGCUGUGGAUGCUGAAAUUGGACUUCAGGAGUGUGACAUAUACAGUUACAACCCAGACCUCUCCUCAGAUCCUUAUGGAGAGGAGGGAUGCAUCUGGUCAUUUAAUUACUUCUUCUACAACAAGAAACUCAAGAGGAUUGUGUUCUUCACCUGUCGCUCCUCCAGUGUUUCUGCCCAGUCAGACUCUGGUAUUGGCAAUGACAGUUUGUUUGACAACUCAGAGAUGGACUUCGGGGAUCAAGAAUUUGAUGACCUGGAGUAAGGUUGGAGAUCAAACAUCUUCAGAGCCUGACAGGAGUUGAAUCCUCUCUUGAAACGUGUGUGUGAACCAACUGUAGAAUAUUCUAGAAGUGUACACUAACAUACCUACUGACAAACCUAAGUGUUGAUAACUAUUGUUUUAUGUUUCCUAAAUUUCAAUUAACAAGGGUCAUUCUAUGGCUGAAAUACAUUGACUAGGCCUAUAUGACAAUAUGUUUUAAGAAAUGUAGGCCAACAUGAUGGUCAACUCCACACAAUAUCUACAGUUUUGAUACCAUUUUCUUACCACUUUACUAAGGAAUCCUUGUUAUUGACCCCUUUUUGUGUUUCAUUUUGGGAAAAUAAUAUCACAUUGAACAAAAGGAAUGAAGACAAUAGAUAAUUUGUAUACAGAUCAGCAAACAAUAAAUAGAAAUCCGCUUUUGUAUAGUUUAAGGAUUUUGAUAUAUUUUUACGUGUGUGUAAUCAGUGUUAUAUAAGACAUGGAAUUGGUCAAGGAUAUACAUACAUUUUGAACAUAUAUACCAGCUAAUAACUUUUUAUUUUCCACAUUCCUUGUUGCCCGAGUUUUGUAUGAGAUCUGUUACACCCUAAACUCGCUGUCAUUGAAAUUUGUAAUUGUUCUUUUCUUUAAUAAUGUUCUUUCUAUACCUUCAUUCUCUAUCUGGCUUUCUGUCUUCUCUUCUCUCUAUCUCAUUCACAACUUAGCAUUCUGACAUUUAUGUACUACAUCAGUACUUGAUAGGAAUCAGAAAUAAAAAAAUAUUUGAUAUUAUAGGAAUAAUUAUAUGAUAAGUGACAUUAACAGACAUGAAAUAAUGCAGAAAAAGUUUAAAUUACUUUGAUUUCAAAAUUUGGAUUAUAAUUCGAUUCCAGUAGUGUAAAAUUGUGAAGUGUAGGAUUAAACAAAAUAAUGUUUGCAAUAAAUGUUUGGCCAGUGCAUUUUAACAGUUUAUUAGUGAAAUAAGAUAUUUAAGAUUACAUUGUAUUGGUAGCUAAUAUUCAUACGAUUAAAGGUGAUCUUCCUUUUUCACUUAAAAAAAGUAGUGGAUUCAUCAACAAAAUUUUUUACAUCUCCAUUACCAUUUUAGUGUUGUAUUUUUAAUCAAACACACAUCAAGCAUAUUCCUAAUAUCAACAUAUACAUAUGUACAGAAUUCUGUUUUGACAUCAAUUGUAUUUUUAUCGUCGUUAUUAGUUAAAUGUAGCAUGUUAGAUUAAUAUGUGUAUAUUUUUGUUUUGGUCUUGUUCAUAGGCUACUUUGCUUUUUUUUUUUUUUUUUUUUUAAGUAUUUCGUUGAUAUAAUUAUGUAGUCUUGUUCAUAAGCUACUUUUUCUUUUCUUUUUAAGUAUGUCGUUGAUGUAAUUAUUUUGACCUUGAUAUGAAUAUGUGUUGCAUAUAUUGUAAAGUGUUUUGAGAUUAAUAGUGAUACGCAGAUGUUUAUUGAUCUCAGAAUUUCCAUUUGCUUGUCAAGAUUUUUACAUGAUAAAUAUAGGAAAGUUCUCAAACAAUUUGAGAGGAUCUCAAGAGAAGUAUUAUGUAUGUAUAUAAAAGCAUAUUACCAAAUAAGGUAUGCUGUGAAGAUUGAACAUCUUGAGAGACAUUAUUUCUUAUAAAUGUAAAAAUAUAUUGGAAAUAUUCCUGUGAUUUUUCUCCCAAAAAAGUGCAGAAUUUGACAAUUUGCUAUUAUUCCACUGGAAGCUGCCUGUAUAUUAUGUACAGGAGUUUUCAUAGAGAAUACUGUGACAUUAAGAUAUAGAGGAGAAAGUGAUAUUCCCAGUCCUUGAUGACUUAUAGUGUUGUAAUAACACAGUAGGACUGAAUUCAAUACAGGAAGUGACGUACACCAAUUAAACUGGAUGUGAUUUAGUGUACCGCUCACUACGAACCAAUCCCAGAUGGGGGCAAGAAAUGGAGACGUUGGCCAUGGUUAAAGUAGUUUAUCUUGUAAAGAGUUGUGUUGGUACACUAUGUGAUAGAAAUGACACUGGAUUGCUAGCCUACAAGGUUGUAAGGAAAGAUUUGUUUAUGGAGAUGGAUUCAGAGGUCAUUGUUUGCAAUUAUUUUUUCAUUCUUUGUUUACAUAUUAAUGCACAUAAUACAGGUAGUAAUAAGGCUCGUUUCUCAACUCGUAAAUGUGUUCUGUCAUGUUAUUUUCAUUACGUCACUCACAAUAGAUAAACAUUGGGGGAUUAUCAUUACGUCACUCACAGUAGAUAAACAGUGGGGGAUUAUCGUUACGUCACUCACGGUAGAUAAACAGUGGGGGAUUAUCGUUACGUCACUCACGGUAGAUAAACAGUGGGGGAUUAUCAUUACGUGACUCACAGUAGAUAAACAGUGGGGGAUUAUCAUUACGUCACUCACAGUAGAUAAACAGUGGGGGAUUAUCGUUACGUCACUCACGGUAGAUAAACAGUGGGGGAUUAUCAUUACGUGACUCACAGUAGAUAAACAGUGGGGGAUUAUCGUUACGUCACUCACGGUAGAUAAACAGUGGGGGAUUAUCAUUACGUCACUCACGGUAGAUAAACAGUGGGGGAUUAUCAUUACGUCACUCACGGUAGAUAAACAGUGGGGGAUUAUCAUUACGUCACUCACGGUAGAUAAACAGUGGGGGAUUAUCAUUAAGUCACUCACGGUAGAUAAACAGUGGGGGAUUAUCGUUACGUCGCUCACAGUAGAUAAACAGUCGGGGAUUAUCGUUACGUCACUCACGGUAGAUAAACAGUCGGGGAUUAUCAUUACGUCACUCACGGUAGAUAAACAGUGGGGGAUUAUCAUUACGUCACUCACGGUAGAUAAACAGUGGGGGAUUAUCAUUACGUCACUCACAGUAGAUAAACAGUGGGGGAUUAUCAUUACGUCACUCACAGUAGAUAAACAGUGGGGGAUUAUCAUUACGUCACUCACGGUAGAUAAACAGUGGGGGAUUAUCAUUACGUCACUCACGGUAGAUAAACAGUGGGGGAUUAUCACUACGUCACUCACGGUAGAUAAACAGUGGGGGAUUAUCACUACGUCACUCACGGUAGAUAAACAGUGGGGGAUUAUCAUUACGUCACUCACGGUAGAUAAACAGUGGGGGAUUAUCAUUACGUCACUCACGGUAGAUAAACAGUGGGGGAUUAUCAUUACGUCACUCACAGUAGAUAAACAGUGGGGGAUUAUCAGUUACAGAAUACUAGUUAAACUUUUAUAUAAUUUAAUUGAUCUGUAUUUGAUCUAUUGAAAACCACACUUCAGUUUAAAUCAUAGUACUGGGUAACUUGAGUAGUUCCAUACAAUCAAUUUAUGAUAUUAAAUCCCUACAGGGGUGUAUUGUCCAAUGAAGACUUCAAUAGUAGGCGUAUCGAUCAUGUGACAUUAUAAACCAUUGUCGUCCAUCUGUAUAGUAUCACAAUUCCAUGUCGUCUCUUGUGUUAAUUAGAACAGUUAAGUUUUGUUAUAGUUAGUAACUUGUGGCAUGUUCUUAUUUCCGAAAACAUCAAUUUGUUUUUAUCUUGUCAUUUAACAGAGAUAGAAACAAAAAUAAAUUGUUUUAUUUUGUAUUUUUCAA
Molecule: messenger RNA, 4809 nt
Organism: Pecten maximus
Lineage: Eukaryota; Metazoa; Mollusca; Bivalvia; Pectinida; Pectinidae
Product: repressor of RNA polymerase III transcription MAF1 homolog
Exons: 7
Coding region: 520-1251 (243 amino acids)
Biological process (GO): negative regulation of transcription by RNA polymerase III
Cellular component (GO): nucleus
Molecular function (GO): RNA polymerase III core binding
Source: RefSeq, a predicted model, not a curated record